Molecule: messenger RNA, 2299 nt
Organism: Engraulis encrasicolus (European anchovy)
Lineage: Eukaryota; Metazoa; Chordata; Actinopteri; Clupeiformes; Engraulidae
Product: SH2 domain-containing adapter protein F-like
Exons: 7
Molecular function (GO): phosphotyrosine residue binding
Source: RefSeq, a predicted model, not a curated record
GAGUUUGGUCGCUGCUGCGCCCCUCCCCCCCUCGUCACCACGACAGACCUCGGCACCAUCAUCGCCUUCCAGGAGCAGCCAUCCUCUCCGGUGGUUCCGUCUGCUCCCUCGGCGCUAGACGACUCUGAGGAUUACUCGGACCCCUUUGACGCCCAGCAGCCCCCGGCCCCUCAUCAUCACCAUCAUCAUAACCACCACCCCCCCGCAUUCAGCCCAGACGCGGCCCACCCUCACCCCCACCCCCACCGGCCCGGACCCGGCCAGCACACGGCCCACUUCCGCACCACGGCCUUCAGCCCCCUGCCGGCCGCCGGGGACAUACAGAGCGGCAGCUACAUGGAGCCCUUCGAGGCCCAGCGCGUCAUGAACGAGCUGCAGCUGGGUCACCUGCUGUACGACAGCCCCUACGACGAUGAGGAAGACCACCCCCACCCCCAUCUAACAGCCAAUCAAAUCGCCCAACAGCCACCGCCAUCCAAUCAAAAUGCUUACCAUAUGCGGGGGCGGAGCCAGCAGCGCAGAGGGCUGGGACCAAGGUAUGAUUGGUAUGAUCAUGAGGAGAGCAACGGAGGGGCGGAGUUUGAGGCAGAGAGGAGCCGCCUCCCACAGGACGACGAGAGGCCAGCGGAGGAGUACGACCAGCCCUGGGAGUGGAAACAGGAGAACAUCUCCAAAGCACUAGCAGCUGUCCAGUUUGAAAGCACCGGAUGUGGUCCAGGCCCGGCUCUGACCCGGGACGACUCGGCUCACUCCCGCUCCCGAUCCGAGAGGCGGGCCCAGCCCCCACGCACCAGCCCCCCCUCCUCCGGUCCCAACACGGCAACGACCAAUAGAAGCCAGUCCUCGGGACCGGGAGCCAAUCGGACGCAAGCGCACUCUCCCCAGCUGCUUGGAGAGCGGGUGGACCCCUUUCUGCCCCUGGAGCAGCAAGUGUGGUAUCACGGCACGCUAACGCGAUCGGACGCAGAGUCGUUACUUACGCUGUGCAAAGAAUGCAGCUACCUCGUCAGGAACAGCCAGUCCAGUCGCAUGGACUACUCCCUCUCUAUCAGGAGUUGCCAUGGUUUCCUGCACAUGAAGUUCUCUCGUGAGGGUGGUCGCGACGGCGUGCGCUACGUGCUCGGGGAGAACUCUCCUCCGUUCCCAUCUAUACCCCAAGUCAUCCACUACUACACCACACACAAGUUGCCCAUACGGGGCGCCGAGCAUCUCAGCCUACUGUUCCCUGUGGUCGUCCAAACAUUGUAACGCCAUUUUUUUGUAGUUCAAUAGUCACAGUUUAUGAUGGCUUACAAUGGGAGAGAAGACUACAUUUUUUAUAGUCCCAAUAGCAGUGUUUUGUAAUGGAUUUCAAUGGGAGGAAAGACUACACGCUAGGCUACCUGAAGAGGCCAUUUUUGUAGUUCAAAAGUGGUCUUUUAUAAUGGAUUUCAAUGGGAGGAAAGACUACACGCCAGACUACCUGCAGAGGCCAUUGCAUCAUGGACUGUAAUCAUUACCUAGACACUACUUACGGUAUAUUAAAAGAAAAAACCUUCAUAAAGAAAUUUACUGGUUGGUGCAGGAGAAUCCACAAGUCCUACUUUUAGCCAUUGUGGCUGCCGAACACUCUUAAAGAAGAAAAAUCUGCACUCACAAACUGCGUCUCAUUAUUUAUUUAUAUGACCACCAUGUUCAAAAAGCAAACGCGUUUCGGCCGAAAUAUAAAUAAAUAAUGAGACGCAGUUUGAGAACGGAUUUUUCUUCCUUAAGUUGAUGCAUUUUAUCGCGUACCCAAAGACUUAAGUUUUUUCCAAGAAGUUGAGCGCGUCCUUUGCCAAAUCUUGAUGCCGAACACUCUUCCCUUCACUACUCUUCCCUUCACUACUCUUCGCUCUGGUCAUUUAAACUUCGUCGCCAUUCACCAACUGCCCAUUUGAGGCGCCAGACAUCGGAGCCUACUGUUUCUCUGUUGUAGUUCAAACAUUGUAAGGAUUGAUGCAUACCUUGGUUUUUUUUUUUUUUUUUAAACAAAAGACGAUGAUGAAUUCUUCCCCAGAUUGAGCCGUUUCCUAAGCCUACUGUUCCCCAUUUGUAGUUCAAACAUUAUAAGGACACUAUUACAUCGUGGACUGUGAUCAACACCUAGAUCCUACUUUUAUUAUUAAAAAAUACUCUUGUAAUAGAAUUUACUUGUCAGCAGGACCGUGUUAAGCCAAUGUGGUGCCCCCUGGCACUAUACCUCACUGGUGCCCCCUUUAUAAACAACAUUUGUUAAGGUUGUGUCUUGUGGUGCUUCCUCACUGGUCAAAAAUGGUCC